GGCUUUCUUCUUCCUCCGUCUGUUUUGUGUUGCAGAACAUGGGAAUCAGCUGAAAAACGCGCUCUUUGAACUUACGAUGGAGCCGUCCUUGCCCGCCGUGUUUACCCAAAGGCACUAUGUAGGCGGCUACGACCGGACUCUGAAGGCACACUGUGAAGGAGCAUUUCUUAAGCUGCUUGAACAGAACAGGCAAAAAAAGGAGCCUUCAUAUGAUUAUGAUCUGAUUGUCAUUGGAGGAGGUUCUGGUGGACUGGCAGCGUCAAAGGAAGCAGCCAAACUUGGAAAGAAUGUACUGGUUCUGGAUUUUGUCGUCCCUACUCCAUUAGGAACAAGAUGGGGUCUUGGAGGAACUUGUGUAAAUGUAGGCUGCAUCCCUAAAAAGCUGAUGCACCAGACAGCUUUGCUUGGUCAAGCCAUAAAAGAUGCACCCACAUUUGGGUGGCAGCUGGAUGACAAAACCAUACAGCACAGCUGGAGCUCUUUGACAGAAGCCGUUCAGAAUUACAUUGGCUCUCUGAAUUGGGGAUAUAGAGUGUCCCUCCGAGAGAAUAAUGUCACAUAUGAAAAUGCUUAUGGAGAGUUCAUUGGGCCACACAGAAUUAAGACCACAAAUAACAAAGGGGUACAGAAAAUUCACACCGCAGAAAGAUUUCUGAUUGCCACUGGAGAAAGGCCUCACUAUCUGAACAUUCCAGGAGACAGAGAGUAUUGCAUCACCAGUGAUGACCUCUUCUCGCUGCCCUACUGCCCAGGAAAGACAUUGGUGAUUGGUGCUUCCUAUGUUGCUCUUGAAUGCGCAGGGUUUCUUGCUGGACUAGGUUUAGAUGUGACUGUCAUGGUGCGUUCCAUCCUCCUGAGAGGCUUUGAUCAGGAUAUGGCAAAUAAAAUAGGAGAGUACAUGGAAGAACAUGGUAUAAAGUUCCUCAGAAAAUAUGUGCCUGUUAAGAUUAAACAGAUUAAGGAAGGGACUCCUGGACUGCUAAAAGUUACAGCUCAUUCUGCAGAGUACUCUGAAAUAAUUGAAGAAUACAACACAGUGUUGCUAGCAAUAGGAAGAGAUGCCUGUACAAGAAAAAUUGGUCUACAGACCGUUGGAGUGAAGAUCAAUGAAAAAACAGGAAAAAUCCCUGUCAAUGAUGAGGAACAAACAAAUGUGCCUUAUAUCUAUGCUAUUGGAGAUGUCCUGGAAGGCAAACCAGAACUCACCCCAGUGGCAAUUCAGGCGGGCAGGUUGUUAGCGAGGAGGCUUUAUGGUGGAGCAGAUACAAAGUGUGAUUAUAUAAAUAUCCCCACCACUGUAUUCACUCCUUUGGAAUAUGGAGCCUGUGGUUACUCAGAAGAAAAAGCAACUGAAAGAUUUGGCAAUGAUAAUAUUGAGGUUUAUCACAGUUACUUCUGGCCACUGGAAUGGGCAGUCCCAUCGCGGGACAACAACAAAUGCUAUGCAAAAAUUAUUUGCAAUAUUGCAGAUAAGGAGCGUGUUAUUGGUUUUCAUGUGCUUGGUCCCAGUGCUGGAGAGAUUACCCAGGGAUUUGCAGCGGCCAUGAAAUGUGGAAUGACAAAAGAACAGUUGGACGGCACAAUAGGAAUUCAUCCAGUCUGUGCAGAGAUAUUCACCACAUUGUCAGUGACAAAGCGUUCAGAUGGAAACAUUCUUCAGUCUGGAUGCUGAGGUUAAACUCACCCGCUGUUUGCCAUUGCCAAAGACGGACUUUCAUCACUGUCGCAACUUUCAGAAGGCAGCAGCUGGGAAGUAAGAGCCAUUAAGACCUGCUUUCCUCCUUGCUCAGCCAGCUUUAUUGCAGAGGGGCAGGUGAAGAACAGUGGAAGCUGCAAAUUAGUUGUGAUGAUUGCAUGGCAAUUGGCAUGACAGCGGGGUGGGCCCACGAUCAAGAUGCUGCUGGCAAGGCAUUGGCAAGAUGCUUCCAUGAAGUCAUAGCCUAAAACCAGUGUUUUCUGGUAGGCAAUGACAGAACAAUUGCCAGCACAGCUUGAAACUAACUCUGUCUCUCAUUGGAAUGAAGAGACUUAUCUUCACUUUCAGAAUUUUUAUAGAACCUCCCAGAGCUUCAGCAAUGCAAAUCUCCCUGGAUUUCUACAGAAACAAGUGACCAAGUUCUGAAGGAACAACUGUGUUUCUAACAUUAAACAGCAGAUCAUUGAGCCCUCCCAAAUUCUGUAAAAUUGAAAGAGGUACUGUAUCACUGUUAUUCCUGUUUAGAAACUCUACUGCAUCUCUGAUGUCAGUUACACUGAGUCACUCCUCAGGAGAAAUGCUCCCCCCCAUCACCAAAGCAAACCAUCUGUGAAUUAUUUAUAUAAAAGAUUAUAUAGAAAGACAUCAAUAAAUGUGUUCCUGAAAA
Messenger RNA from Candoia aspera, 2363 nucleotides. Its product is annotated as thioredoxin reductase 1, cytoplasmic-like. The record is from RefSeq and is a predicted model, not a curated record. Gene Ontology annotation, biological process: cellular response to oxidative stress; cell redox homeostasis; glutathione metabolic process. Gene Ontology annotation, cellular component: cytosol; mitochondrion. Gene Ontology annotation, molecular function: thioredoxin-disulfide reductase (NADPH) activity; glutathione-disulfide reductase (NADPH) activity; flavin adenine dinucleotide binding. The transcript has 14 exons. Lineage: Eukaryota; Metazoa; Chordata; Lepidosauria; Squamata; Candoiidae. Bases 77 to 1672 code for a protein of 531 amino acids.